This is a messenger RNA of Phragmites australis (common reed), 2197 nucleotides long. RefSeq lists its product as uncharacterized. The transcript has 9 exons. The coding region runs from base 127 to 1839 and encodes 570 amino acids. The record is from RefSeq and is a predicted model, not a curated record. Lineage: Eukaryota; Viridiplantae; Streptophyta; Magnoliopsida; Poales; Poaceae.
AAAGCCCCAAACUACCCUUCCAAAAAAACCCCACCCACCCGCAUCGAGUCACUCUCCCUUCUUUCUCCUCGCCGUUUCCACCGCACUCCCAGAUCUCCCCCUCACCGCUUCUCUCGCGUCGCGGCGAUGGCCGACGAGCCCCUCGACCCGCCGCCGGCUCCAUCUCCGUCGCCACCCGCGGCGGCGUCUCCCCUCGCGCUCCUCCGCCCGCGGCGGGAGGCGUUCGAGUACGGCCUCCUCCCCAUCUCCAAGCUCAUCUUCCCGGAGGGCACGCUGGCGCAGACCCUCGCCCAGCUCAAGGACAAGCUCGCCGCCGCGGCUCCCGAUGGGCGCGUGGGCGCCGCGGCGCUGGCGGAGGCGCUGCAGAUCCCGACCGAGCAGGCGGCGCUCGCGCUCGGCACGCUCGCGGCGGUGCUCCCCGCCGAGGACCCCGCUCUGGGGGACGGCGGUGAAAGCGCCGACCUUCGCGACGUGCUGCUCUUCCUCUACAUCCAGUCUUACAAGCGCCUCGUCCCGCGCAGCACGCACAAGGACUCACCGGCCGUGGCGGACGUCUGGCCCUCCACCUCCGCGUUCGAUGGGUACCUCUCAGCGCUCUCCCCGAUCCAGCUUGUACGCAGUAAUAGCCGUCGCUUUAUGCCUUCUCAAGCCGAUGAAGAAAUUCAUCAGUUGUCUUUUCUGCAAAAGCAUAUGGCAAAUAUUCUUACUCUCUUGGCAGAUUCUGUUGAGGGCAAGGCUGAUGAUUCUCUGCAGGUAUUGACAAUGGAGACUUUUGAGCACCUUGGAUUUCUAGUUCGAUUCUCAGAAGGAACUUCCUUGAGUCAGGCGGCCACGUUUUUUGCAAACUCUGAUCCAGACAUGCCUGCUGCUCCUGUCCCUGCUGCUCAGGUUCUUGAAUGGAUUUCACAGAAUAUUGCUUCUUCAUUGCAACAUUCUGCUGAGAAGUCUGCGGCAAAGGAAAGCAGCCAGCAAAUCGUGUCUGAUCUUGAUGUGACCAUGGCUGAUGCCAGUACAAGUCAACCACGGAACAGCUCACCAAGUACCAAUCCUGUGUACUACAGAAAUACAACUUUUGUGGAGGGCUUUUCCAAAACCUCUGUUGUCAAGCAUGCAUCUGAUGUCAAAGGACAAUCAGUGAAGGUUUUGAACUGCCAUGAUUCUGUUAUCUACAUAUUGGCACCUCUGAAGUAUGCUACUGUGUAUGGAUGUUCUGAUUCUACAGUUGUUCUUGGUGCUGUUGGUAAGGUAGUAAAAGUGGAGCAUUGCGAAAGAGUGCAUAUCAUUGCAGCUGCAAAACGAAUUUGUAUUGCCAACUGUCGGGAGUGCAUCUUCUACUUGGGAGUAAAUCGCCAACCUCUUGUUUUAGGGGAGAACCAUAAAUUACAAGUUGCUCCAUUCAAUACUUACUAUCCACAACUACGGGAGCAUAUGAUGCAAGUUGGUGUCGAUCUUACUGUCAACAAAUGGGACCAACCUUUUGUAUUGGGAGCUGUUGAUCCGCACGAUUCAUUAUCCCAUCCUGCUGGGGUUUCUGAUGUUAAAGCUGAAUAUGCUACCUGUCUGGAUCCUGAUCUAUUCACUAACUUUUUGAUUCCUAGUUGGUUUGGGGCUGAAGUGCAAGAGCCUACAAAUUGCAACCCUUUUCCAUUACCUGAAAUUUAUGGGGCAUCCCAAAGCAAAAAGCAUUCUGCUCUGGAAGAUAUUCAAAAGACUAUCCGGGAUCUGCAGCUUGAUGACAAUCGGAGAAGGGAAUUGAUGAGCGCCCUUCAUGCACAGUUCAAGGACUGGUUAUACGCUUCGGGUAAUAUCCGCCAGCUAUAUUGUCUGCAAGGCGAUUGACAUUUUUGUGAAUGGAAGUGUACUCAUGCAAGACUGUUUAUCUUUUGCCGACUCCAACUCCAAAACAUUCGACCAUUGUCGAAGCUGACCUUACUCCCUGGAGCAAACUCUGCUUGCUCUUCCAGCCUAUAGCGUCGAAAGAAGGGUGUAAAAAGAACUGUAUUAUUGCCUACUCUUGCAAAUUUGUUUCCCUAUUUCCCCCAAAUUCCCUUUUGCUGCAAGGUCGGUAGUUAAUUAGGAUGUGAUCUUGGUUUUUCCUGUGGGUACACAUUUUUGGCUCUUCAUAACAUCCACGAGUAUGUGGUAGGGAUUGAUGAAUCAACUUUGUUAAAUAAACAUUUCAUUUCUUCUUCUUAAA